Molecule: messenger RNA, 2073 nt
Organism: Drosophila serrata
Lineage: Eukaryota; Metazoa; Arthropoda; Insecta; Diptera; Drosophilidae
Product: Polypeptide N-Acetylgalactosaminyltransferase 4
Biological process (GO): protein O-linked glycosylation
Cellular component (GO): Golgi apparatus
Molecular function (GO): polypeptide N-acetylgalactosaminyltransferase activity
Source: RefSeq, a predicted model, not a curated record
CCGCUUUGGGUUUCCGCCGGCUAGACGUCAGGAUCAUGGCCAUGAAGAAAAGAUAUGUGAAGCGCCUGGUGCGCAAGGUGAUCCUCUCGCUGCUCUCCAUUGCCCUGGUUUCCCUGGUCACCACUCUGAUUGUGGAGCAGCGCAUGCGACCAUCUAGCAAUGUCGUGGAGGAGAACCUAGAUCCAAAUGGAGAUCCCAUCACACCCAUUUUUCGAGCAGCAAAUAUUAUACCCACCAGGAAGGCUCCACGACCACCGUACCAGGAUCGCAACUCCUUCAUAAAUCCGCCCAAGGAGGUGAAGCAGGGCUUUAGGCUCCCGGAACCGGAAGGUGAGCGCAAGGAUUGGCAUGAUUACGUGGCCAUGGAGGCAGACAGGAAGCGGGUCGGUCUGGGAGAGCAUGGAGCCGCCGCUCAUAAUGAUCCCGACGAGAAGGAGCUGGAGGAUCAGCUGUACAAGAAGAACGGAUUUAAUGGUCUUUUGUCGGAUCGAAUCUCUGUUAAUCGUUCUGUGCCGGAUGUGAGAGCUGAAGCUUGCAAAUCCCGCAAGUACCUGGCAGAGCUGCCCAAUGUCAGUGUAAUCUUCAUUUUCUUCAACGAACACUUCAACACCUUGCUGAGAUCCAUUUACAGUGUGAUUAAUCGCACUCCGCCAGAGUUACUCCGACAGAUAAUCCUCGUGGACGAUGGCAGUGAGUGGGAGGUGUUGAAGCAACCCCUGGAUGACUACGUGGCCAGGCACUUUCCCCAUCUAGUGGAUAUAGUAAGGAAUCCGGAGAGACUUGGCCUGAUUGGAGCCAGGUUAGCCGGAGCCAAGGUGGCCGUUGGGGAAGUCAUGGUGUUUUUUGAUUCCCACAUUGAAUGCAACUAUAAUUGGUUACCUCCCCUGCUUGAACCCAUUGCCAUAAAUCCUAAGAUCUCCACCUGCCCCAUUGUGGAUAUUAUAAUGCACACAGACUUCUCCUAUGGUGGUGGCUAUCAGGAGGGAUCGCGUGGUGGCUUCGAUUGGAAGUUCUUGUACAAACAGCUGCCUGUCCUGCCCGAGGAUUCGGUGGAUAAAUCCCUGCCCUAUCGCAGUCCUGUGAUGAUGGGUGGUCUGUUUGCCAUUCGGACGGACUUCUUCUGGGAUCUGGGUGGCUAUGAUGACCAGUUGGACAUCUGGGGCGGUGAGCAAUACGAGUUGAGCUUCAAGAUCUGGAUGUGUGGCGGCAUGUUGCUGGAUGUGCCCUGCUCCAGGGUGGCUCACAUCUUCAGGGGACCCAUGGAACCCAGGCCGAGUCCAAGGAAGCACAACUUUGUGGCCAAGAAUCACAAGCGAGUGGCUGAGGUUUGGAUGGAUGAAUAUAAGCAGUAUAUAUAUGCUCGCCAGCCGGAUACCUAUAAUGAUUUAGAUGCCGGGGACUUAACCCGCCAGCUGGCCAUCCGGGAGCGUCUGCAGUGCAAGUCCUUCCAUUGGUACAUGACCGAAGUGGCUCCCGAUUUCCUGGCCAAGUUCCCACCCAUCGAGCCGCCCAGCUAUGCCUCGGGUGCUAUUCAGAAUGUGGCCUAUUCCCAGUACUGUCUGGAUACCAUGGGAAAGGCUUCCAAUGAGGUGGUUGGCCUGUUCAGUUGCGCAGAGAACCGCACCCAUCCGCAGGCCACUCAGUUCUGGACGUUGUCCUCCUAUCGUGAGCUUCGCCAGCACUCCGAUUCCAUCUGCCUGGAUGUGCAGACUUCUCCACCGAAUGCCACUGUCUGGAUGUGGUCCUGCCAUAAUAUGGGCGGCAAUCAGUUUUGGUUCUAUGACAGAGAGAACCAGUGGCUGGUCCAGGGCCAGAGGAGCAAUCGAUGCAUGGAGGGUUUUGUGGAGAAUGGGAAGCCCUUGGUCCUUGUGAAUGAGUGCCAGAGGGGCAACGAUCGCCAGAGAUGGAUUUUCGGAACUGUGAAUGACACCUUGUUGGACAAGUUCUUUGAGGGAGUUGAGUAGGGAAAAGAUAUGGAAAUGUGACCAAAAGUAAUGUAGAAGUUGUUAAUAACGCCUCAUAAAUCGGUUUGAUAAUUAAAAUCUAUUUAGAACAUUGUUUAAAUAUAAGCAA